Messenger RNA from Hirundo rustica (Barn swallow), 1840 nucleotides. RefSeq names its product transmembrane emp24 domain-containing protein 3-like. NCBI's taxonomy places the organism in Eukaryota, Metazoa, Chordata, Aves, Passeriformes, Hirundinidae. Gene Ontology annotation, cellular component: Golgi apparatus; COPI vesicle coat; endoplasmic reticulum. Bases 1 to 1005 code for a protein of 334 amino acids. The transcript is spliced from 3 exons. Gene Ontology annotation, biological process: intracellular protein transport; endoplasmic reticulum to Golgi vesicle-mediated transport; Golgi organization. The record is from RefSeq and is a predicted model, not a curated record.
AUGCCCGGGGUUCCCGGAGCGCUCGGCCCGGAGGUGCCGGGGGGUCCCCAGGGUCGGUGCAACAUUCCCGGGAUCCCCGCGGUGCCCGCCCCGGGGCCGGAGGUGCCGGAGGGUUCCCAGGAUGCCGGGGUCGGUGCAACAUUCCCGGGAUCCCCGCGGUGCCCGCCCCGGGGCCGGAGGUGCCGCCCGCGCCCCGCCCCGCUCGCAGCGGAAGCGCCACGUCAGGGGGGCGGUGCGGGGCGGUGCGGGGAGGUGCCGGUGCCGGUGCCGGUACCGGGCUCGGUGCGCUGCGGGGGCCGUGCGGGGCGGUGCGGGGAGGUGCCGGUGCCGGUGCCGGGCUCGGUGCGGGGGGCGAUGCCGGGCGCGGUGCGUGCUGCCCUGCGGACGCUGUGCCUGGCCGCGCUGCUGGGCGCGCUGGGGGCCGGCGGCACGGAGCUGACGCUGGAGCUGCCCGACAGCGCCCAGCGCUGCUUCCACCAGGAGCUGGAGAGCGGCAUCAAGUUCACCCUCGACUACCAGGUGAUCAGCGGGGGACACUAUGAUGUGGACUGCUACGUGGAGGACCCCAACGGCAAGAUCAUCUACCAGGAGACCAAGAAGCAGUACGACAGCUUCUCGCACCACACCGAGGUCAAGGGCGUCUACACCUUCUGCUUCGGCAACGAGUUCUCCACCUUCUCCCACAAAAUUGUCUACUUCGACUUCCAGGUGGGCGAUGAGCCGCCCAUCCUGCCCAGCAUGAACAACCGCGUCACUGCCCUGACACAGAUGGAAUCCGCCUGUGUCACCAUCCACGAGAUGCUGAACGCGGUGAUCGACUCCCAGACCCACUACCGGCUGCGGGAGGCGCAGGACCGGAGCAGGGCUGAGGAGCUCCAUGGACGCGUCUCUUACUGGUCAGUGGGGGAAACCCUCAUCCUCUUCGUGGUCAGCAUCGGGCAGGUGAUGCUGCUCAAGAGCUUCUUCACCGAGAAGAGGCCCAGCAGCGGCGGAGCUGGCAGCUAGAGCUGCUGCGUUGUGCCCGAGCGCAGCGGGGAGCGGCGCGGCUGCGGGCCCGCGCUCGCACUUUCCCUCCGGUCCUGGUGGGAGCAGGGGGGACGUGGCGCUGCCGAGCUGGGUGACAGGCACCCAAGUACCGGGGUCCCCCGGCAUCGCCUCCCCCUGCCAUCGCCCCACCUACCCUGUCCCCUCGCCUGGCCACCCUGUCCCUGUUCUCUGGCCCCUCUGGGAAGCGGGUGGGACACAUCAGCACCGGGGCACCCUCGUGACUGCGAUGAGCACGCGCUGCCCCUCGGUGCCCCGUGCAGCCACCAAGGGGAUGGGGCAGCGCUGGCCCACCUGGCACCCACGCAGGGCUGCCAGCCCCAGGACAGCUGCCCGUGGGCACCCAGCUCUGUCUGCACCCCACUCGUCCUGUGGCCGGCUGGGUGCUCCCAGCAGCGGGGCCGCAGCAACAGCAGCAUCCAACAAGGGAAGGGUUUUUGCUGGGAGAUCCGUGGCUCUACCAGCUCCUCCCCUCGCAGCAUUCCUCAGGCUGGCAGCAGGUGGUGUGCCCGUACCGGGUGAUAUUUUCAUACUCACACGAGACUCAGCCCCCUCACACAUCCCCGCGUCGAGGAAGCCCCAUCCCUGCCCCAGAAGCACAGAGGACCCACGCACACCUGGGACUGCAGCCCCUCAUUCCCCUGAGCCCCACAAAAUGGAGACCCCCACAAGACCCCUGGAGUGACUGGUGUGCUGGCCCUCCAGCCCUCAAGCAGGCGUGAGAUCAUUUUUCAGAGCUGAAGCAACUCCACCAGACUUUUCCUUUACCACUUUCAAAUAAAUCCCUGCAAGCACG